AUGUGCUGCCCCACAAAGAAUGCUUCCGUACUCUCCUAGCAGAUCAUCGAUUGGAACUGAUUGAUAUGAAAUACAACUGGCACCAAGUUCAAGAUGUCAACUGCUUUAGCUUAUGAUCAAAUAAUCUAUAUGAGACAAAGGCAUUAUAGAGAAUUCAAGAAGCGAGAACGAAGCCAAAUUACUGGUUCGGGAGCCAUGAAGAGUUCAGGUAAUUGGCAGCGCCACAGGGGUUGGCCGAAACUUGCCGAACUUGGGUGCAAGCAAACUUCGACUAUGGUAGCGGGCGCCUUGCUCUUUGGAUUUCUUGUUACCGCGGGGCUCUUGUGUUCAUGGAACUUCCUCCUCUAUUCCCAAGAAUCACCGCUUGAAGAGACCUACGGAAGAUUCAUAGCGCAGAGGCCAAAGAUUGAUGGCAGGCCUCGAAUCGAUAAAGCAAUUAAGGAUCCGCCAUCUUAUUCAAAAGCACAGCCAAAUUCCACUCUGCAACGUCAUUCAAAAGCACAACCAAAUUCCACUCUGCAACAUCAUUCAAAAGCACAACCAAAUUCCACCCUGCCACAAGAAGCGCCCGCAGAUGGAGGACUGGAUGCUGUACUAGAGAGGGUUUCCAUGGAGAAUAAGACUCUCAUACUCACAGUAAUAAACAAACCAUAUGCAGAAAAUGGCAGCAUGCUUGAUCUGUUCCUCCAGUGUCUCCGAGAAGGUGAAGGCACGCAGGACUUGAUCAAGCAUCUCCUUAUUGCUGCUGUUGACAAUGAAGCCUUCGACAAGUGCCGGCGUGUUCACCGACAUUGUUACAGAAUCACCACUGAGUUGGAUUUUUCCGGUGAACAAUUGUUUGAGGCCAAGAUCUAUAUCAAGAUGAUGUGGAGAAGACUUCAAUUUAUAGCAGACGUCCUCCAACGAGGAUACAACGUCGUGUUUACUGAUACUGAUAUUCUGUGGUUAAGAAACCCUCUUGCACGUCUCAUGAAUACAGAUGAUGACAUGCAGAUAACCUGUGACAAGUAUAAAGGCCAACCAUACAAUAUAUCAAAUAAAAUCAAUGCUGGUUUCUAUUUCGUCCGAUCAAACAAUAGAACGAUUCAACUGUUUGAUUUAUGGUACAAAAGCCAGGGCAUAGGCGUUCAAGAACAGGAUGUGAUUCAGAAACUCCAAGACAAACCUGCUUUCAAGAAACUUGGCUUGAAAUUCAGGUUUCUGGAUACAGUUUACUUUGGAGGGUUCUGUCAUAUGAGGAGGAACAUAAAGGAGGCUAACACAAUGCAUGCAAACUGUUGUAGGACAAUGAGGAAAAAGUUGGCAGAUUUAAGGGCCGUUUUUCAAGCUUUUAAGAACUUCACGUCUACUGAUGGUAGCAGCUCUGCAAGCGGAUGGCCGUAUCCUAAGACUUGUUGGCCUUCGAGAGACAAAUCGAAGCAGAAGAAGAAUGACGGAAAAAGAUCAUGAAGUAACUUCCUUUAAUUUAGAAGGACCUACACCCACAAAGAAGGAAAGAAAAACCUGAUUUGCUCAAUGACAAUUUUUAGUGCCCUUUAAUUAUCAAUGUCUAUUCUUUUAUGCGUUGCAGGUUCCUGUUGUGAACUUUGAUUUCAGACUACAAAAUUUCAUAUGCAACAUGUAUUUGUCUAUCUCCUACAUAUUUGGUGCCAUGUUGUUCAUAAGUACUUCAAUUAUACUUG
Nymphaea colorata (pocket water lily) is the source of this 1682-nucleotide messenger RNA. RefSeq lists its product as uncharacterized. Bases 94 to 1449 code for a protein of 451 amino acids. The transcript is spliced from 5 exons. The record is from RefSeq and is a predicted model, not a curated record. NCBI's taxonomy places the organism in Eukaryota, Viridiplantae, Streptophyta, Magnoliopsida, Nymphaeales, Nymphaeaceae.